AUGACGGAGGCGAUGAUAAGGAAGAAGCCAGGGAUGGCGAGUGUGAAGGAUAUGCCGUUGCUUCAGGAUGGUCCACCACCGGGUGGGUUUGCGCCGGUCCGAUAUGCUCGUCGGAUCUCCAACACGGGUCCAAGCGCCAUGGCCAUUUUCCUUACCGUUUCGGGUGCCUUUGCUUGGGGGAUGUACCAAGUCGGUCAGGGCAACAAAAUCCGCAGAGCGUUAAAGGAAGAGAAAUACGCUGCCCGUAGAGCAAUUCUUCCCAUUCUUCAAGCAGAAGAAGAUGAAAGGUUUGUGUCUGAGUGGAAGAAGUAUCUAGCUUACGAGGCUGAUGUGAUGAAGGACGUUCCUGGAUGGAAAGUUGGUGAAAACGUGUAUAACUCUGGUCGUUGGAUGCCUCCAGCUACAGGGGAGCUUCGUCCUGACGUCUGGUAA
Molecule: messenger RNA, 432 nt
Organism: Thlaspi arvense
Lineage: Eukaryota; Viridiplantae; Streptophyta; Magnoliopsida; Brassicales; Brassicaceae
Source: the annotation of a GenBank genome assembly